Messenger RNA from Ooceraea biroi (clonal raider ant), 2027 nucleotides. RefSeq names its product chromobox protein homolog 3. NCBI's taxonomy places the organism in Eukaryota, Metazoa, Arthropoda, Insecta, Hymenoptera, Formicidae. The record is from RefSeq and is a predicted model, not a curated record.
UCGUGCUGCGCGCUGCUAACAAUACCGCGUAAGUAUGCGUCGGCUCGGAAUGAAAAACAAGCGCAGAAAGUCCGAGACGACGAGUGACAGCGAGCCGGAGGAAAAUGGCGGCGCGCGCGCAGCCACCAAUAACGCCGCUAAUGACGGUGCGUCGCAGCAAUCCAGCAAGAGCGCGUCCGAGGACUCGGCCGCGCCGGCCACACGAAAGUCCCCAUCGAAGAGACGCUCGCUGCGCGGCGCACCAGUGCAGAAGUCGGCGGCGCGCGCGGCCGACGACGCUGAGAUGAAGGACGACGAAAUGCCGCCGGAAAACGAGCGAGAGAACGGCGAAAAAUCUGCCGCCGGUCGGAAGCCGUCUCCCAACAAACGCAGAAGGAAGGCAGAUCACAAGGCGUCCACCUCGGCGAAUGAGAAGCCUGGUACCGAGAACGAGUACGAGGUAGAGGAACUCGUUGGUCAUCGUACUAUUAAAGGCCGUCGACAAUUUUUGGUUCGAUGGAAAGGUUACGGGGAUUCUGCCGACAGUUGGGAAAAUGAGAAAGAUCUGAAUUGUCCUGAAUUGAUAAAAGACUUCUUAGCUAAGGACAAGGAAACGAAAUCGCCGAAAACUAAAACCAGAACAGAUAAAACUAAAAAGUCCAAAACUAUUGGGAAAAAACAAGCUGAGAAUGAUGCAGAAGACAGUAAGGAGGGCUUGAAGGAAUUUGAGGUCGAAAGAAUAAUCGAAGUGCACUUUAAGAAAAAUGGCAUGAGAGAGUUUUUAAUCAGGUGGAAAGGCUUUACUGCGGCCGACGAUACAUGGGAGCCGGAAGAGAAUCUAAAUUGUCCCGAACUCAUCGCCAAGUUCAUGCAGAAAUUGGAGAAAGUGAAGACUGCCGACAUGCGAGAACUCAGGACAAAUCCGGCACAUACAAAACGAUACACAUUGUCGACGCGUGAUCAUGGCAGAAGAUUGUCGAAACGUAAUAUGGACAAACAGAGGGCCACCUAUCAUGAAUGCGAUGAAUGAAGAAAGAUAUGGCGGUCCCACAAUAUCUUUAUUUUAUUCAAAGAACCUACUUUAUAUAUAAAUAUAUAGUAAGUAUGCAGAAAAAGUUACACAGCUUCGAUUGUUUUUUAUUUUGACGUAUCUUAUGAAGGAUGAAAGUCUAGUAAUUUAAGUAAUUUUUACUUAACACUUAUGUGGUGGUCGUCUUCUCUUUUCGCGUGAACAGCUGAAAAUUCGUGCAAAAUCGUUAAACAUUUUUGUUAACUUGUGGGAGUUACUCAAGAGGGUGUUCUCUAUAGUACAUGUCAAAGUCGAAGUCAAAGUAAUUGGAGCUGACCUAGCUCCCCUGUAAUCUGUGUAAUUACCUUAGUGUUAUUUGUGACAUGAUAUAUUAUGACAUGUCUCAGAAACUACACGCGACCGCCACAUAGUUAAGUAAAAUUUUCUUAGAAUUUCACCCUCCAUAGCAUGUGCCAAAAUAAAACAAAUUGAAGCUGUGUAACCUUUUCUGUAUAAUUACCAAAUAUAUUUAUAUAUAUUUAUAUAUAUAUAUAGUCCGUAGUUGUACAAGAGAAAGUGGAUGGUUCUUGAGAGAAAGAAAGAAACAAAAAAGAAUAUAUCAAAACAAAUAAUUUGCUAUGUACGGUAUUAGAGAGUAUAAGUAUAAUGUACAUGAUGUAUACACGUCCUCUCGCGAGAAGUCUGAAGAGUCCAUGUGCAGGUGGAAAUGAUGAGUCUCUACCAUAUUGUCUAAUUAGUGACGACAUUUUUUCAUAUAUACUUAUUACACGUAAAUUACAAACGUAAGAUCAGCAAAGUGAAUCUUAUUCUUACUCUGUCGCAACAUUUAUGAAAUGUUAGGGAAGGGGGCAAUAUCUGCUCCGAUAUGACAAGUUUCCCAUGCAUGAAAAUUAAGAGUGUUUGUGUUAUAUUCAGAUGACAAUGAUGCCGCAUUGAUCUUUUUAUGCGCAAACACGUAGCAUGCAUAUAUUCACCGAUUUGAGGUUAACAAAAUAAAUAUUUGAACAUUAUCUGAAAA